CUCCGUGUCAGUAGGUGACGUUUCGGAUUAGAGCACACACACAUUGAAUGAAGGGCGGAGCGACCAAGAACAGCAACUCAACUGUGUCGCAGACGCACGGAUCGUUCAUCUAAUCCACGGUCUGUUUUUGAUUAUUUACUCACCUGCAAAUAUGGUUCGACCACAUUUUGGACCACCGCGUCUGAAGCCAAGCAGACCAUACGGAGAUGGUCAUGGCAUUGGACCAAGUGAAGGGAAUUACAACCCUAACUCCAAAAGUCGGAGAGAUGUCCAGGGCUACCAGCCUAAGGCCCCUUUUCACUGGAAAGAUUCCAGAGGUAGAGGACGACCCCCCGUUGUCAGAAGAGUCCCCCUGAUGGGAGAGCAAAGGGAGCCACGUUUCAACAACUGGAGGUCCCAGAAUCAGGAUUCCUUUCAGUCAUACCCUCCCAAAAUGGAUCAACAUCACGGCCAGAGAAGGCCAUCUCCAUCUAGGCCAAACCGCUCCCCUCAUGUCCAGCAUCAGACGUCCUCUCGCAGUCCUUCACAGGGAUCCCCCAGUCAAAGGGGCCCACCUUUUCACGGCCACCCCUCAGGUCACAGGUCACCCUCCCCGAGACAUUUUCGCAAUCACCCAGCUGACAGGAGGCCUGGCUCGGCGCCGGCCCAUCAGGGAUCAUUCAGGGGCCACAGAAGGCAGGCAGGUUUUCAGCAUCAGGAGCAGCGGAGUCGAGAACCGCGUGGGAAUUUCAAUCCCAGAGAAAGGCCACACGAGCACCCCGGUCAUGGCAUGAAGCGCUGGAACGAGCCAGGAGCUUUCUCUCAUCCACACAAUGGAGAGCACGGGCCCUCUGGGUCACAGAGGAACCCCAGAGAGAUGCAUGGGAGAGGCUCAUGUCCAGAGAGGUGGUCAUCUGAGCAAGACUCCAGGCGGCAGCGCGGUCCGGUGGAGAGGCAGGGCAGCAGAUCCCACAGUAGAGAGAGGGCACAGGAGGCCCCUCAUCCGCCCCCUUUCAGAUCCCCUUCAUGGAAAGGAGGUCCAUCACCGUCAUCCUCCUACCACAGGAACCCUCAGGAGAGGCAAGUGGUUGGACCCCGCAAGAGGAGGAUAGGAGACAUCAGCAUGCCCUCCCCAGACCCUGCACUGGAACAAGGCCAUCCCAAACACCAAAGGAGAGAGAGGCCUCAGCUGCUCAGUAUUCCCAGGCCCUUUGGUGGUAGACCUCUGUCUCUUAGGGAUAGAAGUUUCCUAGUUAAGAGCAGACAAGUGAAAGCAGAGUCUCUCAUGAGGCUCAGAAUCCCCCCAUCUGUGAAACCCAGGCCUCGCCUAGGCGACUCUUCCUCACAGGAAAACUUCAACUCCGUUCUUGCUAUCAGAAAAAAGCGUUUCCAGUCCAAUGCAGUUCCCCUGAAAACGCUGGAACAAAGGAGGGGAAAACCACAACAGACACCCCCCAGAGAAGAAAGCAAUAGCAGCAAGUCUUCAAGAGACUCUGAUACAGACAAAGAACAGGUGGAGUCUCGCCGGCCCUUGAACACACACAGAUCUUCUCCCAUAGAGAAACGUGACCUUGUUGUUCUGUCCCACUGGGACUCCUCCUCUAAGGACGGCUCGCCAGCGAAGGAUCGCAGCCCAAAGAAAGAGCGCAGUCCAGAUCAAGAUACCUCACCGAACAGCCGAGCUUCAAAGUCGAAUGAUUCCAGAUCAUCACCUGAAGAGCGAAGACGAGGCUUUGUGGAUAAGAGACCGUUCAGGCCAUUUAAUAUGAUGCAGGACGGCCACAGAUCCGGGAGGCCCUUCAGGAGACCAGGACCCGGACCAGGACCCAUGCAGAGACCACGGUUCACUGGCGGUCGAGGGAGGGCGGGCCCUGAUAUGUCUGGAAAUUUUAGAAGACCGCUCAUGGAGAGCUUAGUGACUCGUCCCUUCCCAAAUCAGAGGCCAGUGUUCAGAAAAAGUUACAGCAUCAUGUCUAAAUACCGCACCAUGCGGCAGCGAGCGCCAUACAACAGGGGGCCCAGCCAACAGCGCUGGUGACGACCUUUGCACAGGUCCCCAAGUCUUCAGUCAUGAAAAGGUGAAACAUCUGGAGGUCUUCUCCGCUGGUUGGGCCGCACAAACCUUCCCCACUACAAUCCCAACCUGCCUGUAUAUUGUGAAAGAUGUUACCUACAGAUGAUCUCUGGUUUGUAAGGGUUUCAGUUGCAUCUUUAAGGUACUCUAGGGUGUUUGUAACAUAUGCCAUUAUAUUAAACAGUCCUGCUUUUUCUAGACGUGUAUAAUUAUUUGAGAGUCGCUGCUUGUGAUCGUGGCAGUUAUCAGUUUAUUGGAAUAGUUUUUUGUUUUUGUUUACCAGCUGCAGCAUUUGAUUUUAAGUUUAUGAAGUCCCAAAAAUGUUUACUUGAUAAUGCCACCUCCACUGAAAUGUCCUGUUUAAAUAAUCACGAGUGUUUGGAUUAAGGAACCGCAGCCCACCAAGUGACAUUUAGCUACUACAUGUAAAGCUUGUUUAACCACAUGUUCAGCUAAAUGUUUGACAUUUGAAAUAAAGUCAAAUUUACCAAUCUCUA
Eleginops maclovinus (Patagonian blennie) is the source of this 2550-nucleotide messenger RNA. RefSeq lists its product as uncharacterized. The record is from RefSeq and is a predicted model, not a curated record. Lineage: Eukaryota; Metazoa; Chordata; Actinopteri; Perciformes; Eleginopidae. The transcript has 10 exons. Bases 152 to 2017 code for a protein of 621 amino acids.